Molecule: messenger RNA, 860 nt
Organism: Raphanus sativus (radish)
Lineage: Eukaryota; Viridiplantae; Streptophyta; Magnoliopsida; Brassicales; Brassicaceae
Exons: 3
Coding region: 162-695 (177 amino acids)
Source: RefSeq, a predicted model, not a curated record
UCUCUUUCGAGGUUGAGAUUGAGAACCAAAUCCAAUUUAACAUUAAAAACCAGAAGGCGAAAAAUUUCCUGAACUCGCCUUCAAUCAAUCUCUGAUUGCUUCUGUGGCUCUCUCGCUCGAACUUGGAUUCUGAGACCGUUUGGAUUAGUGGUGGAAGAACAAUGUCCUCUUCUUCGGUAAUUACACCAGAAGACGUGCUCGAAUCUCUUAUGAACGAUGGCACCAUCGAUGCCCUUCGACUAAAGAUCAUCAAUCAACUCAAAGCCAAUGAAGAGUUGAAGAGCACAACCAUUAAGAUGGCGGAGGAGAGCAAAGUUCUUAACACACCUGGUGCUGAGAAACAGACUAAACGAGAACUCUUUGAUGCUCUUCGCCAAGAACUCGAAGGGCCAGUGCUAGAGAAGGCAUCAAAAUCGGUUUGGGAGUUGAUUCUUGAGAAAGACGGGUUAGGGAAAGAGAUAAAUGAAACAGUAGAACGCGUCUUUUGUCGUCUAAGCGGGCGAGAACCGCCCUUGUUUUCAUCAUCAAACGUGGAAAACCAGAUGGUGAUAGAGAAAGAGAUGGAAACAAAGGAGGACAAUAGCUCAAAUACGGAAGCCAAGAAAAGAAGUCUUAGCGAGGUGAAUCACUCCGAAGUUACAAUAAGGAAGAAGAAGCAACAAGGGGAUUCCUCCAAUGAUCAUGUAACGCCAUGAGCCUGGUUAUGAGACAUUCAUCAUGUAACGUUCUGUUCAUGUUUUUAUUUGUGAAAUAUCUCUUCCCAGCAAUAUCUCAUGUAAUUUAUAUUUGCAUAAAACAUUGGACCGAAUUAGUAAUUACCAUCACGUCACAUUUCUGCUAUGAAAAUAAUCUCUUUACUA